Molecule: messenger RNA, 421 nt
Organism: Monopterus albus (swamp eel)
Lineage: Eukaryota; Metazoa; Chordata; Actinopteri; Synbranchiformes; Synbranchidae
Product: eotaxin-like
Exons: 6
Coding region: 68-421 (117 amino acids)
Biological process (GO): immune response
Cellular component (GO): extracellular region
Molecular function (GO): chemokine activity
Source: RefSeq, a predicted model, not a curated record
UAGAAUAAAUAUCCAGCCGGGGUCAGGGUCUGUAGUUGAAGCCUCAGCAGCCAGUGUAGCGAUUGACAUGUCCACCCGACUCCUGUCCGUCACCGUCCUCCUGCUCACAGUGUGUCUGUGCUUCCAGGCUUCUGCAGGCAGCCGGCGUUUCCCCACCAAAGGCAAAGUUCCACUGUGCUGCACCAGGGUCUCCUCUGCCGACAUCAGUGCAGAUAUAAUCGGGAAGUACACCAUCCAAAAGGCCCGAGGAGAAUGUGUGGAGGCUAUAAUUUUCCGCACAGCCGAGGAAAAGGUCUGUGUCGACCCCAAAGCCAAAUGGGUUCAGAGAGUCAUUGCAGAUACACACCACGAAAACAAGAUCCACAUGCAGUCUAAAUUUGGCACCAAUUACAACACAAGAAAACAUGAGAUCAUAGGAUAA